This is a messenger RNA of Alligator mississippiensis (American alligator), 2045 nucleotides long. RefSeq names its product cyclin dependent kinase inhibitor 2C (gene CDKN2C). The record is from RefSeq and is a predicted model, not a curated record. Lineage: Eukaryota; Metazoa; Chordata; Crocodylia; Alligatoridae. Gene Ontology annotation, cellular component: nucleus. Bases 227 to 739 code for a protein of 170 amino acids. Gene Ontology annotation, biological process: regulation of cyclin-dependent protein serine/threonine kinase activity; negative regulation of cell population proliferation. Gene Ontology annotation, molecular function: protein kinase binding; cyclin-dependent protein serine/threonine kinase inhibitor activity. The transcript has 2 exons.
GCAGCCAUGCGGCCGGGCGCGCAGGGGCGCGGAGCGGGGCGCGCAGCUGGGCGCGCUCGCCCGGGGCGCCGCGGCUUGGCGGGGCCGUCACGUGUGAUCGCGGGGCGGGCGCUUGGCACGGGGCGCUUUUACGAGUAUUUACUACGAGGUCCGCUGCGGGCGCCCAGCCCUGCCCGGGCUGCUGCGGGGCGCCCAUGCCCUGCCCGGCCGGGACGGGUCCCGAGGCAUGGCCGAGCCCGGCGGCGACGAGCUGGCGUCCGCGGCUGCCCGCGGGGACCUGGCGCAACUCGCCCGCUGCUUGCAGGAGCGCGAUGGAAACGUGGAUGCGCGCAACCGGUUCGGGAGGACGGCGCUGCAGGUAAUGAAACUUGGGAACCCAGAAAUUGCCCGGAGGCUGCUGCUGAAAGGCGCUGACCCGAAUUUGAGAGACAGUACCGGAUUCGCGGUCAUCCACGAUGCAGCCCGCGCCGGCUUCCUGGACACUCUCCAGACUUUGCUGGAGUUCAAAGCCGACGUGAACAUCGAGGACAACGAGGGGAACCUGCCCCUGCACCUGGCGGCGCAGGAGGGCCACGCGCGCGUGGUGGAGUUCCUGGUGCGGAGCACCGCCACCCGCGUGCAGCACCGCAACAGGCGCGGCCACACGGCCUGCGACCUGGCCCGCCUCUACAAGCGGGCCGCCGUGGUGCAGCUGCUGGAGCCCGGCGCCUCGGGUGCAGAAGCCGCCGGCGUGAAUUAAAGGGACGCGGGGAUCCUGCUCGGGCUCGGGCGGCCCCUCGGCUUAGACUCGCAUUUCUUACAACAAGAUUUCUCUCUCCCUUUUGCAAACCCGCCGGGGUCAAUCUCCUGGCCCGCCGGGGUGGAUUUUUGUAGCCCAGGAUUUUCUUUUCAAAUCACACCUGCCCCGGGCACCCCCACGGCGGGGCACUCCCCGCGUGUACGCGCUCGCCCCUCUCGGUAUCGUUUCAUACCGUCUGCACGUGUGUUAGGUCAUCCCUAAGGGACCGAUAAGCUAGGAUGCUGCGUGUUGUUGGAUUUGUCGUUUGUCAGAUGGACCUUGCUUAGUGGGAGACUCGUCCCCGAGGUCUGAAGUCUGGUUUCAGAUGAAACUGGGCGCUCGGGACCCGGCCUGCCGGCCUGCGGCGACCAUGCGGCCCUGCAAGUGUUGGGAAAUAGCUGCCUUUUGACACUAACACGAGCUCUGCUGAGGUCAUUUGCUCUCUAAAUUUAGAUACUUACUUUCCCUCUUCUCCCCGGCGGAUUUCAGCUUUCUCCAGCCUGCUUCGGAGAUGAACACAAACAGCAUCGUGGACUUUUGGGUUGCCAGAGACUCGCUGUGCCCAUUUCCCAGGUUCAAACCCAGAGCCAGAGGAAGCCCUCCCCAGGGCUGGAGCACAGUCUGGAACAUGCCCAGUCCACAGACUCAACGAAGUGUAGCCACUAUUUAAGAGAUACUUGCUUUUCACCAGCUUUUUAUUUUCUUUUUAAUAAACCAUUUUAUUGUAGCGGACUCUCACAAAACAUGAAUAUUGGAAUACGACAGAAUUUAGAAGGUAUCACUUUUUUUUUUCUUUUAAUAAAAUUCUGAUAUUAUCGCUUGCACCUAAAACGCAAUGUAUAUUCUGUGACAACAGCGUGGGUAGUAUGUAUAAGACCAAAAUGUACUUAUUUCUAUAGAUGCAAGUGGGGGCCUCGGGCCUCGGAGGGACUUGAGUCUAUCGAGCCUUGUCCAGCAUUAGAGACGCUGUUUGUGUCGGACCCGCAGUGGGAAGUGUUUUAUUUGUAGUUUUCGAAACAUUUUAACUGCAUUCAGAUGCAAUCAACUCCAAGUGUGAUUGCUAGAUAACCUUCCACUACAAUUUGAGCGGGGAUUCUAGGGGGCUGAAAUUGUUUUUAACUCUCCCCAAAAGGUCUUGGCCUCCCCCAAAUCAAUAACCAUUGUUUUAAAAUGAAAAGAAGUUUGGUGAAACUGUUGAUCGCAUGUCUACUAUACACCGGCGGCCACGCUGUUGCUCUGCUAAUAAAACAUCUCUGUGUAAUGCAAA